This is a messenger RNA of Lactuca virosa, 348 nucleotides long. NCBI's taxonomy places the organism in Eukaryota, Viridiplantae, Streptophyta, Magnoliopsida, Asterales, Asteraceae. The record is from the annotation of a GenBank genome assembly.
AUGCGACGCCACAGGUCUUGCAGUAAAGAAAGAAUAAUAAGUAUAUCCCCUAGUAGGAGGUCUGAGUUACCUUUUCGUAGUCUAAACAUCGGGGCGACCGACGUCGGCAGUACCAAUAGGCCGGCGAAGAUGGUUUCAGUUCCGGUUUUCACCGACAACCCAAGCCAAGAGCAAAUCGACAGAGGGGAGACUGAUCCUUUGCGUUAUAGAAGGAAAUCGUUAGCAGAGAUUGACAACAACGCCGGUAGAACUCCACAGUCCAGCAACCCAAAAAUGGUUGCGAUGGUUCCUCCAAGAACUCGAAGGUUAUCUCGUGAUCUAGACAUGAAAUACAGAAACGAUAUCUGA